This is a messenger RNA of Gigantopelta aegis, 1321 nucleotides long. Its product is annotated as 5-demethoxyubiquinone hydroxylase, mitochondrial-like. Gene Ontology annotation, molecular function: 3-demethoxyubiquinol 3-hydroxylase activity. NCBI's taxonomy places the organism in Eukaryota, Metazoa, Mollusca, Gastropoda, Neomphalida, Peltospiridae. Gene Ontology annotation, cellular component: nucleus; mitochondrial inner membrane. Bases 16 to 756 code for a protein of 246 amino acids. Gene Ontology annotation, biological process: regulation of gene expression; ubiquinone biosynthetic process; regulation of reactive oxygen species metabolic process. The transcript has 7 exons. The record is from RefSeq and is a predicted model, not a curated record.
GCAGUAGUCUGUGACAUGAAUGGAACUGCAAACAUUUUAAAUAUUCUGAUAGAUGGUAAGGUGCGCAGGGCCAUUGCGUCACAAUUUGAUAUUCUGAUAGAUCCACAGCUAAAUAUCGCAAACAGUAAUAUUAAAGGUAAUUCUGGAACACGUACUAUUUACAUAAAAAUGUCUCGAGUUCUUGCUACCCGGAUAUGUCGGCGAGGAAUGUCGUACAGUGUAAGAGAUGCUAAACGACGCGCUAUGCUGGACAGAAUGAUCCGCGUAGACCAGGCCGGGGAAUUUGGUGCCGACAGGAUUUACGCGGGACAACUUGCAGUUCUAGGAAACUCCUCUGUUGGUCCAGUUAUCAAGGAAAUGUGGGAACAAGAAAAAGUACAUCUCAGCAAGUUUGAGACUUUGGUUAGGAAACACCGUGCUCGACCCACAGUCCUGCUACCAAUAUGGAAUGUUGCUGGGUUUGUCUUGGGAGCUGGUUCAGCACUGCUAGGGAAGGAAGGAGCAAUGGCUUGUACUGUGGCAGUGGAAGAUGUCAUAACAGACCACUAUAACAGUCAAAUACGGGAGUUAGUAGCAGAUAGUGCAGAAGAAAAUACAGAGCUGCUUGAGACCAUUAAGAAGUUUCGAGAUGAAGAAAUGCAUCACCACGACAUAGGUCUUGAAAAUAAUGCAGAACAGGCUCCCUUCUACAAUGCUCUGACACAAGUCAUAAAAGCUGGCUGCAGAGGUGCCAUAUGGAUUUCUGAAAGAGUCUGAUACUGUUUGGAUUUCAUACAGCUAUAGAUGUUUGAAAGGAUUUGAUGCCGAUAUGGAUUUUUGAAAGGAUUUUAUACUGAUAUGAAUUUCUGAAAGUAUUUUAUACCGAUAUUGAUUUCUGAAAGGAAUUGAUAUUUGUACAUAUUUUUGUUUCACGUAUGGGUGCAGAAAGUACAUAUAUACCAUGUUGUGUUUUUAAAAAAUAUAUUUAUAGCUUUAACCUAACACAUAUUUAAAACCACUUAAGUACACGUUGAGGUAAUGAGGAAGUCACUGGAUAGUCCUUUGAAGUUAAGGAUGCAUUAUAAUAUUAAGUAUAAUGAACUAAUAGGAAUCCUGGUGGACUAGUAAAAUUGUUGUUAGUACCGAUUCAGAAGACUAACGGUUUAUUUUUCAUUUCUGCACCUGUUAUUUGUGCUGGUAUGUGAAACAUAUUAUUAACUGUUAUGUACAGUCAGAUUUGUGAGUGACAAUCGACAGUAGCUGAAAUUGUGUUACCCUCUUAAAAAGAUCUGAUGAAUUAAAACUGUCUGGGCUUUCAGAAACAAGCCGAGCAGAAAUCUCA